GAGAUGCUGUGGCAGGAGCAAGACUCGGAAGGCUCUUGCAGCUGCUUCGCAUUUGCUUGUGUAUUGCGCGUGUGUGAAUGUGUGCGUGUGUGAAUGCGGACAAGUUGCUGUUUUGAUAUUUUAUUAUUACCCCCCCCUCCCCCCCACCGCGAGUCCGUUCCAAAUUAGCUGUGGAGGUUUGUGCGGUCGCGGGUGAGUAAGUCGUCUUUCAGUGCCAAACGGCGAGAAGAAAAACAACACUUCCAAAUCAACGCUACUUAAAUGAACUCCAAAAUAACAAGUUUGCUACCUACGCACAUCCGUUGAAUAGAAGCCACGACUACGCAGUUGAAGCAUUUUCGGUUUUAAUUUUCUUGGGGUGUACUCGUUGCUGCAGUCUCUCUCGCAGCUGUUGUUUUUUGGGGGGUGGGUGGGGGGCUGUCAUUUGCAAAGAGACUCGUGUGUGCCUUAUUGCAUAUGGGUAAAUUGGUUCCUGUUGGCUAAUGAAGUUGAAUCCGCCACAUCAGAGGCAGCAAUUAAAACGUAUUUGUAAGGGAAUAAGCCAUAAGCUAGUCAAGUCAACAUGCUAAAGACCCUGACCAAGAAGCUAAGAAGACACUCGCUCAAUGAGAUACACCCAUUCCAACUGAAGUUUUCUUACCAUGGCAGUGGCGAGGGGGGUGAGAGUGAUGACUCUGAGGGUGAGAACCAGGAGCUUGCACAAAUUGAUAGAGAGAGGCGGAGAAACUGUGCCCUCACCCCGUUGGCCACAAGCCAGCAGCACAACCAAGGGGCGCUCUCGCCAGCUCGUCUCCGACGUCUCCGGCUGCUUCUUGACGCCAAUCUGGAUCGCCACUCUUCAGAGGAAGAGCUGGAGCGAAUCAGCUAUGGUGACAACAGGAAGUGGAUGUCUGCACUUCCCCAGCGCCACGGUGAUCACCACAGCAGUGCGUCCAGCGAUGAGGAAGUGCGGGACUUAUGUGGGUGCGGCUCACCCGUUGCCACCACCAGGCCUGUGGUCGAGCCCGAUGCUUGUCUGGCUGCCUCCUCCAGUCCUGUGCUUUUUAGCUCCAGCCCCCCGUGCAGCAUCAAGCCACCCCCCAUGCGCUUUCAGCUCCAAGUGGUCCAGCCAGUCACUCGACCCAUUAUCUUGACCCACUUUGAGCAGUCAGCACCUUAUAGAAAGUACCGGCACAACUAUAGUGGCGAGUUGGGGAGGCCCAGUCUUGAUUUAGAGAAAAUGCAACAGAAAAUGCUGCUGAAAAAGAACUGCGGAGGGAAAACACGAACCAUAAAGAUUCGGACUUUGACCGGCAAUCGUCCUCCACCCAGGUACACGUAUGAGCCCUCCAAUUUUGCCUUCCGGUCUUUAAGCACAGUGCCCCUAUCUGAGGAUCCUCCCUGCUCAUGAAGGAAUUGACCCAAUGAUAGAUGCAGCCUAUCCAUCCUUCUCUUCAAAAAAAGAAAAAACAACAAAAAAAGACUGUUAUAAAACAGACAUUUGUUUGCUGGCCCAACUACCGCACACUCAGGUAUUCCCACCCAGUAACAUCCCUUUUGAUUUUGACUUUACAAGUCAGAUCAUCUUUCGGAGAACACAACCGCCUAAAUGUAACACUUAUAAGGCUAUUCCAGGUUUUUGUAUGUUUAGCUCUCCUGUGAAUAUAGCCUGAGGUUGAAAGAGAGGAAGGUGGUUUCUUGAGCACAUGUUGGGUGAAGUGACAAGUAUAACCUGAAUUUAGCUUUGGAUCGGAUCACAUUCAAGGGAAACAAUGCAUAUAAGACAAUCACUCAAUCAGAUGGUUUCAAGGUUUCUUCCGUCGGUGUUAUAUCGUGACAUCAUAUAAGGCUAUUUGGUAAACUUCCUCUUCCAGACACGGUGAAGUGGGUCAGCCGACAUCCAAAUGUUUAGAUGCUUAAUGUAUUUUCCUCCUUGGAAAACAACUUCUUUGGAUGUGUUAUUCUUUCAAUAUGCAGGUCAUGAUGAGCUACAGUAUAACGUGUAUGAUUGUAGUUAAAACUAGCUGACCUUUGUUGUACAUUUUUCAAUGAAUAUGUCAGUUAGUCUGAGUCUCAAAAGUACUUGUAUCCUCUUUCCCUGCAUGGAUUCCACUGUUUUGCAGAAAGAGGUACAUGGUAAGACUAAGGAGUAAUGAAUAGUUUGCUGCACAUUUGGCAAAUGUAAUUGGUGCUGUUUUGCAUUAGCCAACUUAUAGUGUGCCAUUUUAUUUUUCCAUAUUGUACCUCAUUACUUUUUAGGUAGAAGAGGACCACUGCAAAAUGUCUAAUGCCUUGAGAUAACAUUCCUGGUGUGAUAAAUGGAACUGAAGUAAGUCUGACUUGAGCUGAUCAAUCGAUUUAAAACCAAUGUCGCCACUGUAACUAAAAAUUUGCCGAAAUGAAUGCAACAUUGUGACAAGUUUGUCGUCCCUUGUUGCAGAAAAUGAAUCAAUAAAUGUUCUGUGGCCUCUUGCUGAA
This is a messenger RNA of Syngnathoides biaculeatus (alligator pipefish), 2457 nucleotides long. RefSeq lists its product as uncharacterized. The record is from RefSeq and is a predicted model, not a curated record. The coding region runs from base 563 to 1390 and encodes 275 amino acids. Lineage: Eukaryota; Metazoa; Chordata; Actinopteri; Syngnathiformes; Syngnathidae. The transcript is spliced from 5 exons.